Molecule: messenger RNA, 273 nt
Organism: Staurois parvus
Lineage: Eukaryota; Metazoa; Chordata; Amphibia; Anura; Ranidae
Source: the annotation of a GenBank genome assembly
UGCUCAUCAAUGCCACGUGCCAGUGCCAUCAGUGCCCACGUGCCAGUGCCCAUCAGUGCCACCCAUCAGUGCCAGUCAGUGCCACCUAUAAAUGCCAAUCAGUGCCACCUAUCUGUGCUGCCAAUCAGUGCCGCCUAUCAGUGCCAGUCAGUGUCGCCUAUCAGUGCCAGUCAGUGCCGCCUAUCAGUGCCAGUCAGUGCCACCUAUCAGUGCCAGUUAGUGCCGCCUAUCAGUGCCAUAUAUCAGUGUCAUGUAUCAGUGCUGCCUUUCAGU